Hermetia illucens (black soldier fly) is the source of this 1426-nucleotide messenger RNA. RefSeq names its product protein lin-37 homolog (gene mip40). The record is from RefSeq and is a predicted model, not a curated record. Gene Ontology annotation, biological process: negative regulation of transcription by RNA polymerase II. The transcript is spliced from 5 exons. The coding region runs from base 537 to 1205 and encodes 222 amino acids. NCBI's taxonomy places the organism in Eukaryota, Metazoa, Arthropoda, Insecta, Diptera, Stratiomyidae. Gene Ontology annotation, cellular component: transcription repressor complex; Myb complex.
GUUUAGCGCUUUGAAUGGGAAUUUAAAAAUAAAGAAGGAGAAUGUUUGACGUGCUCUAUGAAAACAAAAUCCGAGUUGUGUGAUGAUAAUGACAGCUUUUCCUACAGCCGCCGUGGUGCUUUUCUAACGUUUUACGUGUUUUAGUGGAGUGUGAAUAUAUUCCAGUGCGUGUUUGUUGUGGCGACGCCAGGCAAAACGUUUUGUUUCGAGGUCAGUUAACAAUCAAUCCUGUCGCCACUUAAGUUAUUUCAGUUCGAACCUUUUUUAUAUAAACAAAAAGAGGCAGACAUUAAACCUGGAAACAUCAAAUCGGUCCCGAACAAUUUAUUCGAUCGGGCAAAAUGUAAACUCGUGCUCAUAAACGGAAACCCACACAUAGUUAUCUCGUAAAGUUCUCAAUCAAAAUCCGUCUUAUCGACAUCGCUGGUGCUAUAGGUCCAGCCUGCCAACCGGCUUCGCGGGAUCCUUCUACGUGAUCAAGAGAACUCAUCUAGGCGCUGCGAAUCACUUCAAAUUCAAAUAAAUAAACGUAAAGAAUGCCGCCCAAGAAAAAAGGAAGUGAAAUUCAAAUUGCCCGUGGUCGAUUGAAAGGAGCUCUGCAGGAUUUAGUUGCUCCAAGUGAUGAUGAACAAUCAGACGAGUCAGAGAAGAAAUAUCCGGUUCCUACUCGAGGACGUCCUCCUAAACGAUCUCGUAAAGAACCUGAAGAAGUUUCGUCAGCGGGACCAGUACAUGAAAGUUACAUUAUGAAGCUCUUCGACAGAAGUCUGGAUUUGGCCAAGUACAAUGAAAACACUCCGUUGUACCCAAUUUGCAGAGCUUGGAUAGCCGAUCAGCCCCGUUCGAGUUCGAUUAGAAAUUUGAGAAAUCAACGCAGCCCUUCUCCAGAGAAACGUGAGGAGGGUGAAGAUUUAGUGAAGGAAUUCAAGAACGGCACAAUCGACGAAGUUACAAGCAUGCCGGCUGUGAAAAAAUUUCAUGUUCCGCGAGUGCCGUCGCCUACAGAUGAACAGCGAAAUGCAGACAAAAACGAUAUUGAUCUCGAUUAUGACUUGAAAUCGCCGCUCGUUACGAAAGAUGUGCUCCUGUUGGCGCAUCAAAGACGAUGGAAAAAUGUGAGAAGUAAGUGGAUGAACCAGACUAAAGCUCACCAACAAAAAUAUGUUACGAGUUUUGAAUUACUGGAAGCGCUUUAUAAAGGAUAGCCCUGAAAUCACCUUUCAUAUUACGUUCCGAACACACCAUAUGCUCUGUUAGAUCUAUAUGUACCAUAUGCAGUCGAUACAGUAUUUCCUGCGUUCGCCCGAAGAACAGUUUGCAACUUUUUAACAUCCUGGACCCAAUAAAUUACCUUCUACAUAUCCUGAAAGUAAAACUCAACUUUGCUUUGUUAUUUUCAAAGUAAAUAAAUUGUAUUUGCAACAGA